Messenger RNA from Synchiropus splendidus (mandarinfish), 1782 nucleotides. RefSeq names its product carnosine dipeptidase 2 (gene cndp2). The record is from RefSeq and is a predicted model, not a curated record. Gene Ontology annotation, molecular function: metallodipeptidase activity. Gene Ontology annotation, cellular component: cytosol. The coding region runs from base 222 to 1646 and encodes 474 amino acids. NCBI's taxonomy places the organism in Eukaryota, Metazoa, Chordata, Actinopteri, Syngnathiformes, Callionymidae. The transcript is spliced from 12 exons. Gene Ontology annotation, biological process: proteolysis.
UUGUCUUUUAUGCAGCCCUAACAUCACUAACAUUAAUGUAUUAGUUAAGCUGCUGGCAAAAAACGUAGAAAGUUUAACUUUCAUCGCAAAUAUUAAUUUCGAUCAGGCGCGACAAGGCACACGCGGAAGUCAGCAGCACGGGAGUGGACGCUCUGUACUGCGUGAGUUUUGCAGUUUCAUCUGAUAUUAGAAAAACCCACGGCACCAGUGAUCUCGCAACAAUGGCUCACCUCCCUGCGCUCUUCAAGUAUGUGGAUGACAACCAGGAUCUCUAUGUCAAGCGCCUUGCUGACUGGGUGGCAGUCCAGAGCGUGUCUGCUUGGCCAGAGAAGCGCGGGGAGAUCAAGACGAUGAUGGAGAUGGCCGCUAAGGACAUUGAGAGGCUGGGGGGGUCGGUGGAAAUGGUGGACAUCGGCACACAGAAGCUUCCGUCUGGAGAGGAGAUCCCUUUGCCCCCCAUCAUCUUGGGACGUUUGGGAUCAGACCCAGGCAAGAAGACGGUGUGUAUCUACGGCCACCUUGAUGUUCAGCCAGCAAAUAUUGAUGAUGGCUGGGACACAGAGCCCUUCACUCUGGUGGAAAAAGAUGGAAAACUGUACGGCCGAGGCUCUACAGAUGAUAAAGGUCCAGUUUUGGCCUGGUUCAACUGCAUCGAAGCCUACCAGAAGAUCCAGCAGGAACUUCCCAUCAACAUUAAAUUCUGCUUCGAGGGGAUGGAGGAGUCUGGCUCCGAAGGGCUGGACGACCUGAUUUUUGCACGCAAGGACGGCUUCUUCAAAGAUGUGGACUACGUCUGCAUCUCUGACAACUACUGGCUGGGCAAGAACAAACCCUGCAUCACCUACGGCCUGAGAGGAAUCUGCUAUUUCUUCAUUGAGGUGGACGGCUGCGAGAAGGACCUGCACUCAGGCGUGUUUGGUGGCUCAGUGCACGAAGCCAUGACAGACCUGAUCACACUGAUGGGUUGUCUUGUGGACAAAAGAGGGAAGAUCCAGAUUCCUGACAUUUGCAGGAAUGUGGCUCCUCUGACGGUUGAGGAGAAAAAGCUGUAUGAGAACAUCGACUUUGAUUUGGGGGAAUAUCGCAAAGAUGUCGGCGUAGGGAAGCUCCUGCAUGACAGCAAGGAAGACAUUCUCAUGCACCGCUGGAGAUACCCAUCUCUGUCUCUGCAUGGCAUUGAGGGGGCCUUCUCUGAUGGCGGGGCCAAGACGGUUAUCCCCCGCAAGGUCAUCGGCAAAUUCUCCAUCCGCCUGGUGCCUGACAUGGACCCCAAAGUUGUGGAGAAGCUUGUGAUUGACCAUCUGAAUAAGAAGUUCUCUGAACUGGGGAGCCCCAACAAACUGAAGGUGUAUAUGGGUCACGGGGCCAAAGCCUGGGUCUCUGAUUUUAACCAUCCCCAUUACUUGGCCGGUCGGAAAGCCAUGAAGACGGUGUUUGGGGUGGAACCUGACCUGACACGCGAAGGGGGGAGCAUUCCAGUCACCUUGACCUUCCAGGAAGCCACGGGACGCAACGUCAUGCUGCUGCCUGUGGGGUCGUCCGAUGACGGCGCCCACUCACAGAACGAGAAAAUAAACAGAUCAAAUUACAUUCAAGGAACAAAGAUGCUGGGGGCCUACUUCCAUGAGGUGUCUCUGCUGGAGUGAAGAAAAGUCUGAGAAGUUUAGCAAUGUUUAAGAUUCUCAUCCUCUGUUUGAAGUCACAGAUGUGCCCCAUCUAAAAGUACAAUAACCUCUGCUUCUUGUCAUGCAUACUGCCACCCAAUAAAAGAUGCAUUUCUUA